AUCAACGAGCGUGUUGAUUGACAGUUGAGCUGCGAGAGAAACAGAGAGAGUGAAGAAUUAAGAGCGAGAAAAGAAAACAAUUGCUGCUCAUUUUCACAAAAAAACUUCACCAGUCAUUAUUUAACUCAAAACUUAAAAAGUAUUUCCUCAAAACAAAAUACUUUUAUUGUUUGUUCGAUAUUCGUUACAAAAAAAUCGUAGACGUUUUUCUUGCACAUAAAAAUUCAUUGCAAUUUAGAAAGCUUAAUUUGAUAAACUACAAAAGUAUUGUUUUUUUAGAGAAACUAGUUUCUUGAAUCCAAAUUAAAUCCUUGUUCUUAUUUACUUACUUAAAGUCAUUAUUUCCAUGGGAUCGAAUUGUCAUGUUUAGAGCAUAGUUUGGGUCUUAAAGUUUUAACUCAAAUCAAAAUAUAGCUACUUGAUGCAAUUGAAGGGUUUUUAUAAAAAACCCACAAUCGAUAUCAGUUUCGAUAGUCCUUUUAAAUCAGAGAACUGAACUCUUCACUCAAAUAUCCAGUCAGAGAAAUGAGUAUACCAUUAACAGCUGCUGCAACCCUGAGCCUGAGUGCUCUCAUUUUUAGCCUGUUCGGAUUCAGUGGCGUCACUUCAGAAGCCGAGUUUAUACUGGACACUAAAGAACUGCCUCCACGCUGGAACUUCCGGGCCUAUGGAGUUACAGGGAAAACUCGCAAUGGGUGGCAGUUUAACAAGGCGACAGCAACGAGAGGCCCGUUCUAUGAAGUUUGCGAUAGUUUGUUGGAAGGAGCUGACAACCUCUUGGAAUCGAGUUAUAUUGACGUAUCGCAACUCGAACAAAUAACUCUCAAAAUUCUGUUUUUGCAAAGCGAUUGCAAAGUGAAAAGUGCUACUAGUGAGUGCUCCAACAGCGUGCAAAUAAUGACCCGGUUUGUCGACAAAGAAGACACAAUGCCGAGGCCCUUGUCUGAGGUUAUUCGCGAUAACGAGUACCAAGACACGGGAAAAGUGCUCAACAUAGCAACCAAUGGAUCGAAGGAGUAUGGACCUGUUGAAAGAGAGUUUGUCAUUGACGUGCGUGGUCGAAAAGGGGUCUACAUUGCUUUUCGGGACAAAGGAUCAUGCACGAAGAUUAUAGUUCUGCAAUUGGUAACGUACGUCUGUCAAGCGAGUGUUCUCAAACUAGCUAAUUACCCCAAGACCUUCUAUGCUAAGGAAGACAUGAUUGUUUCUGCUCUGAGUUGCGUCGAACAUGCCAGUUCGAACUCCGGAAUGGACACGGCCAAUUGUAAGAUGGCUACUUGGGAGUCCAGCAUGCUCCCUCCCAAGUGUUCCUGCGACGCUGGAUUCGAACCUACCGAUCAAACGAGAAGUUGCUCAGCUUGUCCGAUUGGCAUGUAUAAGGCAGACCACGGCAACUAUGUCUGUGCGAAAUGCCCUCGGAACUCCCAUGCGACAAGGGAGGGCUCGGACUCUUGCAGAUGUGCUGAUGGAUACUACAGGGCCAUCAACGCUUCUGUUGAGACGAUGUGUCUUAGACCGCCCUUAGGACCUGGCAACCUUGAAGCGGAAGUGGUGAAUAAUGACGUCGUUCUCAAGUGGAGAGACUCCUCGUUCAAUCGCAUGGGAAUGCAAGAACAUGCCAUGUUCUUUGUUGUUCAAUGCGAUUUAUGCACUGGCGAAAGAUUCCGAACAGCCGAUUACAAAAAUCAGUUUGACGAGUAUGAGUAUACUCUUUUUGAUCUACGACCCAUGACUCAGCACCUGGCGAGGGUAUACGCGGAGAAUUCAAUCACUGAGGGCCAAAGGAACAUCGCGCAAUAUGCUGAGGUCACUUUCACAACCGGUCAAAAACCGGCGAUCAACAACUUGGAAGCUGAGACGGUGGAAGGGAGUGACAAACUGCUAUUAACUUGGAGACUAGACCCCUCUCCUGCUCCCCGUCAGUUGGGAUCUUCCCCCACCCACUCAUUCAAUAUCCACGUGUACAGAGAAGACAGACUACAGCUCAUAUACACAUGCAGAGAUACACAAUAUCAACUCUCAUUAGGUCAACCUGGCUCCUACUUCCUGAAAGUCUGUCUUGAGGACGACAGAAUCUGCAGUGCCAAACUUCCUCUUCACAUCGAAGAUACUGUUGAGUUGUUGGAACCGCGAGGGAUAGUACUGGCGGCCUCUAUCAUCAUGGCAGUAAUUCUACUAGUCCUCAUGGUUCUUCUGGUGUCAGUGUGGUGCUACAAAAGAAGUCACUUCAACCCACACCACAUCCAGUUCAACGGAUCCCAGAGGUUCCCCCCUACUCGUGACUGGAAGUUGGCCAAUAGUGCUAUGCAGUACCACGUCAAUGCCACUAUGUCUCACCCCCAUGCCACGACUGAAAUUGGAGCGAGAAUGCCCUUCGCAGGACAGGGCUUCAUAGAACCCUCCGCGUGUGAUGAGCCGGAAAAAAUUUUGCUCGAAUUCUCCCGCGAGAUCUUUAUGGAGCAACUGCAGUUCCACAAAGACCCUUCCGAUCUAAACAGCCCAGGUGGUUGUUUCUCCAAUUUAAACACAAGUUGCCUCAUGCAAAAAGCGACUCUCUCUACUCUGGACAACCAGUCGUGCGGAGUGAUCGUGAAAUCCGUCUCGGAUAAUGACCCGGACGCUCUUCGGCUUUUCUUCGUCGAGAUGUCGACACUAGUUCAGUUCUACCACCCGAACGUCCAGAUGCUCCACGGGACGAUGUUGCGACCCUCAGAGGCGGUAGUUUGCGUGGAGUCUGUCUCCCAAGGACCUCUGGACGCGGUGCUCCGUGAGAACCCGAUGCAGUUUUCCCUCAUGCAACUAGUGCACAUUCUGAGGGGCAUAGCAUGUGGAAUGCAAUACCUUGCAGAACUCGGAUAUGUUCACAAGGUGCUGACAUGUUCCAACGUACUUCUGACUGGAACUGGAGUCCCCAAGAUCUCCGGCUUCGAGAUGCGAGCCCUUCUGGACCACGAAGAGGCCGCUGGCGCCAAACCACAUCUCUUCUCUCUUCUCAUGACAUGGAUGGCACCCGAGGUGAUUUCCCAUGGCCUUUAUUCUCCGCAUAGUGACGUGUAUAGCUUCGGAGUUCUCAUGUACGAAGUGCUUAACUCGCAAUCGGCUAGCUGGGAUGCCAUGAAUGCUAAUAGCAAAGCCCAAAAUCAGCAGUUUCCGCAAACAGACAGUACCAAUGGACCGAAUGCUCACAAGUUGGCCGAGGAGCCUGCUAAUAAAUGUGCAGCUAGUUCGAACUCCUCGCUAAGCAUGAGUAAUGGCACUUCGCCCUCCAGCGGCGAAACUUCAUCCUGUCCCCAGUUCCUCUAUGACGUCAUCCGCCACUGUUUGAGUCAGGAGCAUACUCAGCGACCUUCUUUUGCCCAACUGAGGGAGACGCUUGAGAAGGUGGUGCGCAAUACGAGUCUGCUGAACGAACAAUACGCUGUAGAAACAAGCUACGCGCCCCUGCAAAGUGCAGCAUUGAGCAAUAGAGAAAUGGGUCCGGGUCAAUACAUACCCCUAAGUGCCUACUACCCGGCAGGACUAGACCUCCACAACCAACAAACGUCACCAAACCAAACCCACCUCUCAACUCUCAAACCCGGUGGGGAAGGGAAGCCCCUCAGACGAGCCAGAGUAACACCAAACGCCACAGUAGAAGAAUGGCUCGUCAGCUUGAAACUAGGACAGUACACUAAUCUGUUCUACUCGAGGAAUUUGGUGUACGUCAAGGACCUCUUUGGCUCCACUCUGAGUUCGCUAGAACUGCUCGGAAUUGGCUCGGCCAAACACCGAAAACGAAUGGUAAACAGUCUUCGUGAUUUGAUCAAUGGGUCGACGAAAUCCACCGUCGACAAAAAGAAACAGAGUGCCGUACAUAUUAUCAUUUAAAGCUAAAACUCAACAAAACUUGAAAGAAAAACUGAAAAUCGAAAAAGAUUUUUGUUUAAAUUCGCAAAAUAGAUUUUGUUAAUUUUGAAUACAAUUGUCAUUAUCAAAGCAAAUUGUGCAGUUUAAGUGUUUCGUUUGAAUUUUAGGUUUGAUCAUACUUAAAGUAAACUUA
Molecule: messenger RNA, 4039 nt
Organism: Symsagittifera roscoffensis
Lineage: Eukaryota; Metazoa; Xenacoelomorpha; Acoela; Convolutidae
Product: ephrin type-B receptor 2-like
Exons: 17
Coding region: 526-3867 (1113 amino acids)
Biological process (GO): ephrin receptor signaling pathway; protein phosphorylation; axon guidance
Cellular component (GO): dendrite; plasma membrane
Molecular function (GO): protein binding; ATP binding; transmembrane-ephrin receptor activity
Source: RefSeq, a predicted model, not a curated record